CAUCGCUCCUGUAUUCUGUUCCGCUAUUGGGUCUAAGAACACACCCCUGUUGCGAAAUCACCUGAACUCGUACUUCUCUGACAGGUGUCAUUUUGACUCAAUUUUUUUGAUCGUCCUUUAAUAUAUUGUUUACUGUCCUUUCUGUUUCGGUUCCGGUUCGGCGCGUGCAUGUAUAGAAGUGUGGCAAGUAUUUUAUUGUUGUGAUCGUGAACGCGCUGUGUGAUGAGGCUGCAGAGGUGGGCUGAGUUUGCAGUGCUCAAUCGCAGAUCUCUCCUCCUCUUUCUGCCGGGGGAAAAACACGUGUGUAGCAAGAGCAGACGAUACCACGGCACUCUCAUGGCUGAAGAGGCCAAAAAAUUGGCAGCUUAUGCUGCUGUAGACAACCACAUACAGAACAAUCAGGUAGUUGGGGUGGGCAGUGGCUCGACUAUCGUCUACGCUGUGGACAGGCUGGCUGAGAGGGUGAGAGAGGAGAAGCUGAACAUUGUGUGUGUUCCCACGUCCUUCCAGGCCCGUCAGCUGAUUCUGCAGCAUGGUCUCCCUCUUUCUGAUUUAGACAGACAUCCUGAGCUGGAUGUAGCAAUUGAUGGAGCUGAUGAAGUGGAUGCUGCUUUGAAUCUGAUUAAAGGAGGAGGAGGAUGCUUAGCCCAGGAGAAGAUCGUAGCUGGUUGUGCCAAACACUUCAUUGUCAUCGCAGACUAUAGAAAGGACUCAAAGGCUCUGGGGCAGCAGUGGAAGAAAGGUGUGCCGGUGGAGGUCAUUCCGAUGGCGUAUGUGCCCGUGUCCAGAGCCAUUGCCCGGCGCUUUGGAGGAGAGGCAGUGCUGAGGAUGGCAGUCAGUAAAGCUGGUCCAGUGGUUACUGAUAACAGCAACUUCAUUCUGGAUUGGAAGUUUGAGCAUGCUCAGAACUGGAAAGAGGUCAACACAGCCAUUAAGAUGAUCCCAGGUGUGGUUGAGACGGGUUUGUUUGUGGGGAUGGCUGAGCGGGUGUACUUCGGUAUGGAGGACGGAAGUGUCAAGACUAGAAAUCCUCCUGUGAACUGAGAAGAUCCUUCCUCUGCUCUUGUGAUAGACCAGCCUGCACACCUCAAGUGCCGUUCACAUACACAGACUCUGGCAGCUUUCCCUACAGGUUCUUUUAUUUUCUGGUACAGAAACCGUUAGAUGUCUGAUCAGGACUGGUGUGUACACUAAAUGGGGGAUUUUACACAUCAAUGCAACAUUAGGUCUUCUGGCCUUUCCUGUUUCUUCUCUCAUGUCUUCUGUCUGAAGAAUUGUGCUAAUGUAAGCUGUAGUUACGGUCCUUGCGUCUACUGUGUCAUUUUACCUUCUGUGCUUCUUUACUUCUUUCCAUGCUCUUCCGUGAAUGUUGUAUUGCAUGAAUGUCUAUUCACACGCAUGAAUAUAGUGGCCUGUAAUGUAUCUGUGCCUACGUACAUGUAUAUUUUCACAAAGAAUAGUUGCUAGCUAUCACAUCGAAAUUGAUCGUCAAUAUGUUUUCUGUGUAUUGUGGUUUUUUUUUUUUUUUUUGUAUGAUCAUUUUGAAACCGUUUUGGAGAAUCUGGUAGAUUUGCUCAGAUAUUCCAACAUGAAACCUCAAGUGAAACUUGUGGCCUUUUCCUGCACACAGUGGUUAGUUUAAUUCAUUGAUGAAUCGUUUCAGAGCAUUCUGCCCCUGGACAAAAUAACUAUUUGAAAUGAUGUAAAAUGUCACUCAUCUUUUGAUAUUGAUUUUGUUUUUGUAUAAUUUUUCGAUGUGCCUGUGGCCAUCAGCACAGUGUUGUUGAGGGAUGAAAGCAGCAGUGAGUUGGUGGCACAGCUUAAAGCCUUAUCUUCUGUACAUUUAUUGACUACUCAGUUCUGUUAAUGUUAACCUCCCAGAGGUCACUGUGAUUUUGGGGGAUUGUACUUGAAGAAGUACAAUACCAGCUUGUUUCAAAUACCAGCUUGUUUUACUCUCCCAAUUUGUACUGUUAUACUGAAGUUUUCAAAUGUUGUGCUCCAGGCUGAAAAUUAAUAUUAAACUGGACCAAUCAAUUAUGAA
This is a messenger RNA of Pimephales promelas (fathead minnow), 2044 nucleotides long. RefSeq names its product ribose 5-phosphate isomerase A (ribose 5-phosphate epimerase) (gene rpia). Gene Ontology annotation, molecular function: ribose-5-phosphate isomerase activity. Gene Ontology annotation, biological process: pentose-phosphate shunt, non-oxidative branch; D-ribose metabolic process. Gene Ontology annotation, cellular component: cytoplasm. Lineage: Eukaryota; Metazoa; Chordata; Actinopteri; Cypriniformes; Leuciscidae. The record is from RefSeq and is a predicted model, not a curated record.